AUGAGCUCCGCCAUCGCCGGCCCCUCCGCCUCGUCCUCGGACGACAUCGACAUGCCCCCCGCAUCCGCACCCUCUCCCUCCACAGCAGCCGCGAUCUCCGCAGCGCUCGACUCGGACUCGGACGCUCCGGAGGACGAGUACGAGAUCGAGCACAUCGUUUCGCACUCGGACAUCACCACCGACGGUCAAUUCUCCUACUACGUCAAAUGGAAAGGUUAUCCCGAGAGCGAGAACAGUUGGGUGUUCGAAUCUGAUAUGGGAGGGGCGCAGGAGAUGAUCAAGGAGUACUGGGCGAAAGUGCCCAAAAAGUCCGUCAAAAAGAUGGGGGUCAAGAAGGGGAAGCGUCACUCCCAUGUCGGAGGGAGUCCAGAGGUGAAGGUGAAGAAGAGUGCGAUGGUGGAGGUCAAGAAGGCGAAGCGGUUGGCACCAUCUCGGUCGCCAACUCCAAGGGAUUCGUUUGUCGAUAUCGAGGAUGCCACCAUCCAACGAUUGCGCAACGACCCCACGUUGAGCGAGGAGGACCGCGAAAGUCUGAUCGCGCAACACCAACACGUACUCCAAAUCGAGACGCUGCGCAAGCGAUACGCGAGGAUUCCGGAUUGGGACCCUAUCGUCCGACGCAUCGAAGCCGUGGAAAAGACGUCCAACGACAAGCUCCGCGUGUUCGUGCUGUUCAACCGCGGCGAUCGGUUGGCAUUCGAGGCCAACGUUGUGCACCACCGAUGCCCGUUGAAGCUGCUACAGUUUUACGAGGGAAAUUUGCGAUUUAAGCGGAGGGAGGAGGGCGAGGGGGAGAGGAGGGAGAUGCGCGGGGAAGAGGAUCUGAGUGCGUUGGAGGAGUAUAGGAAGACGAAUGGCGAGGAGGAGGCGGUUAUUGUUGAUGACGCGGCGACGGUCGAACCCGGUUCGAGCGUCUAUGGUGACGUGGUGGAGAAUGGUGUCAACGGUACCAAUGGCACCACUGAGGCGGUUGAUGAGGUGGAGACGGAGGAGACGCUGCCCGCCGCAGCAGAGGUCGCGGAUGAGGUUAGUGCCAGUGCGGCUAUUGUUGACGCCCAGGAGGAUGCUUAG
This is a messenger RNA of Kalmanozyma brasiliensis GHG001, 1071 nucleotides long. RefSeq names its product Chromo domain protein. The transcript has a single exon. The record is from RefSeq and is a predicted model, not a curated record. Gene Ontology annotation, molecular function: chromatin binding. Gene Ontology annotation, biological process: chromatin organization; negative regulation of transcription by RNA polymerase II. Gene Ontology annotation, cellular component: nucleus; pericentric heterochromatin. Bases 1 to 1071 code for a protein of 356 amino acids. NCBI's taxonomy places the organism in Eukaryota, Fungi, Basidiomycota, Ustilaginomycetes, Ustilaginales.